Molecule: messenger RNA, 393 nt
Organism: Pezoporus flaviventris
Lineage: Eukaryota; Metazoa; Chordata; Aves; Psittaciformes; Psittacidae
Product: protein S100-A4-like
Exons: 3
Coding region: 32-334 (100 amino acids)
Cellular component (GO): cytoplasm
Molecular function (GO): transition metal ion binding; calcium ion binding
Source: RefSeq, a predicted model, not a curated record
CCUUUGAGCUGUUGGCUUGCUGCUCUUCCCCAUGGCAUCUCCCCUGGAGCAGGCGCUGGCCGUGAUGGUCUCCACCUUCCACAAGUACUCAGGCAACGAGGGGGACAAGUACAAGCUCAGCAAGCAGGAGCUCAAAGAGAUGCUCACCAAGGAGCUGCCCAGCUUCAGCAGACAAACCAGUGAGGCCAGUUUACAGCAGCUCAUGAGCCAUCUGGACAGCAACAGCGACAGCGAGGUGGACUUCCAGGAGUACGUGAUCUUCUUGGCCUGCAUGGCCAUGAUGUGCAAUGACUUCUUCCAGGACUGCCCUGAUAAGAUGCCGCGUAGGAAGUGAGCAGGGACCCUCCCGUUGUCUUCCUGAUGCUCUUGUAAUAAAGGAUGCUUUCAACCCAA